AUGCAUUCUGCGUUACGACCUAAACCACAAUCGAAACAGACAUAUUCGACUGUGAUACCAUCAACAUUACCGAAUCAAAAAACUCAUCAGAAUGGACAUUUAUCGAAACCAUUACAUACAAAUGGUAACGGCUACCAUCAUCAUUCUACUCAACAAUCUUUAUCAUCUACAUCGUCUACAACAUUAGAACGAUAUCAAAAUAUACCAUCUUUAUCAUCAUCACAAACAGCAUUUCAAUGGUCAUUAGGUUUAAUUAAUUCGAAAGGAAAAUAUUUAACAUCAGAAAAUUUUGGAUGUAAAAUCAAUGCAACAGGAAAUAGUUUACGUAAAAAACAAAAAUGGAUAAUACACUAUAAUAUACAAGAUGAUGUUAUUUAUUUAAUGAGUCCAUUAAAUUAUUAUUUAUCAACAGAUAAAUAUGGUCGUUUAACAUGUGAUAAAUUAACACCUGAUAUUGAUUGUCAAUAUCAAUUAGAAUUUUCUAAUCAUCCAUUAACAAAUGGUCGUUGGGCAUUUAAAAGUGUUGUCUACGGAAUGUUUUUAGGUGGUGAUGGUGAUCAUCUACAUUGUUUUAGUAAAACACCAGAAUGGUGGCUUCCACAUCUCGCUUUACAUCCUCAUAUUAAUUUAAAACAUAUUUUACGCAAGAGAUAUGCACGAUUAGAUGAAAAUGAAAUUCAUAUUGACGAAAUUGUACCAUGGGGAUCGAAUGCAUUAAUAACAGUAGAAUAUUGUGAUGAUAAAUAUGCGAUUCGAACAUGUGAUCGACUUUAUUUUCAUAAAGAAGGAAAAUUGAUACAACAAUGUACAGAUGAAUCAUUAUUCACUAUUGAACUUAAUAAAGGAUAUUUGGCAUUUAAGGAUUGUGAACAUCGAUAUUUGACAGCUGUUGGUCCACAAGGCAUAAUGACAACAAGAAAUAAAGUGGCUGGAAAAGAUGAAUUAUUUUUAUUAGAAGAAAGUAAACUACAAGUAUGUUUUACGGCACAUAAUGGAAAAUUAGUUUCAAUAAAACAAGGUAUUGACGUAUCAGCAAAUCAAACAGAAAUAAGUGAUAGUGGAAUAUUUCAACUUGAAUAUGAUGAUAAAACUGCUGCCUAUCAUAUUCGUACAUGUAAUAAUAAAUAUUGGAAACUUGAAGGAAAUGGAGUACAAGCAACUGGUGAAAAAAAUAUGAGUGAAACAUCAUUUCAAAUUCAAUCGUUAAAUGAUGGUCGUAUAGCUUUUCAAGCACCAAAUGGAAAAUAUAUUGUUCCACAUCCUACUGGACAUAUGCGAGCUGUUAGUGAUACACCAUCAACAACUGAAACAUUUUUAUUAAAAUUUAUUAAUCGUCCUAUAAUUGUUUUAAAAUGUGAUUAUGGUCUCGUAGGAUAUCGUAAUAAAACAUGUUAUAAAUUAGAAUGUAAUAAAUCAACGUUUCAUGUAUUUCAACUUGAAAAUGAUCAUGAUGGUACUUAUUAUCUAAAAGGUUCACAUGGUCUCUAUUGGGAAUUAUUAAAUGAUUCGAGUAUAAGUGUUAGUGGACGAGAACCAUCAAAAUUUUCAAUUGAACUUUGUCAACAAAAUCGAAUAAUUAUUAAAGCACCAAAUGGUCAAUAUUUAAAAGGUGAACAAAAUGGUUCAAUGACAACAUGUUCAACAAUAAAUCAAGCAACAUCAUGGGAAUUUUAA
Messenger RNA from Didymodactylos carnosus, 1674 nucleotides. The record is from the annotation of a GenBank genome assembly. NCBI's taxonomy places the organism in Eukaryota, Metazoa, Rotifera, Eurotatoria, Philodinida, Philodinidae.